AUGUCGACUUCAGCCGCUUCUACUGAGGUAGUGCACACCGGCAGCAUUGCCCACAGACUCGUUGCCGCUACCGUCGUCGCCAUUGUUGUUCCUACCAUCGCUCUCGGCCUGCGCCUUCUCGCCAGACAUGUUCUGCGCAUCCGCCUCUACUUCGAUGACUGGCUCAUCAUCAUCGCUUGGAUGUUCAAGAUCGGUCUCGACAUCAGCGGCUCCUUGCUCAUCGAGCAUGGAAUGGGUCGUCCUGCAGCAACCGUGAGCGCCGCCGACCUCGAUGCCUUCCUAAAGAUUCAGUUCACCGGUGUCAUCCAAUACCCUCUCUGCGUCACCUUCACCAAGCUUUCGAUUCUCUAUCAAUACCGACGCCUCUUCCCCAACCGCGACUUCAAGCUCAUGACCAGUACCUUGAUUGCUAUCAUGAUCAUGUGGUGCACUGGCGUCAUGUUUACCGGAAUCUUCAUGUGCACACCCGUCCACAAGGCCUGGAAGCCUUUCACUCCUGGCUCUUGUAUCUCUCUCGUUCCCUACUACUACGGCAUGCAGAUUCCCAACGUCAUCACCGAUCUUCUCAUCCUUCUCUUGCCUUUCCGUGAGAUUCAGAGACUUGAGCUGCCUUUCAAGCAGAAGAUUGGUGUGGCCGCCGCUUGUUUCCUUUGGGUCAUCUCCUUGGUCUUUGGAAUCAUUCGUCUGGCCGUCUUGGUCGAGUUGAAGAACCAGGGACACGACGCGACUUGGAUCCUCGUCAACCCUGCCAUCUGGACUACCAUCGAACCCGCCGUACAAAUCACUUGCGCCUGCCUACCCGCCUGUCGCGUUCUCUACCGCAAAUACACCGACCGCAACAAGAAACAACCCAACUCCGAACGUCUGCGCAGUCUCUCACUGUCGUCUCGUCCUCGCAACGGUACCUUCGACGGUUCCAGUGUGGGUGAGACUACCAUCAGUGGUUCCUGGACUACCAAGGAUCACAACGCUCGUCCAGUCGCCAAGGAGAGAGAUGUCUAUGUCUAA
Messenger RNA from Aureobasidium pullulans EXF-150, 1008 nucleotides. RefSeq lists its product as uncharacterized. The record is from RefSeq and is a predicted model, not a curated record. The transcript is spliced from 5 exons. Lineage: Eukaryota; Fungi; Ascomycota; Dothideomycetes; Dothideales; Saccotheciaceae. The coding region runs from base 1 to 1008 and encodes 335 amino acids.